ACAAAGAGAAAAAAAAAAGAAUGAAAAUCCCAUUUUUAAACAAGAGUUUUUCAUCAUCAUGUUAUUCAAGCUCAGAUUCAUCAUCAUGGGGAUGGCCUUCUUGUCACCAAAACCCUAGAACACAAUCUUUCAGAGUCAAUACCACCGCAAUCAACCCUACUGACGACGUUGAAGAGGAGGACGAGGAGGAAAAGGGGGAUGAGGAAGAGGAGGAUAAGGAGCAGGAAAAUGUAGAGGAGGAGGAAAAAGGGGGAGAGGAGGACGAGGAAGAGGAAGAGCCGCUUCCUACAAUCAUCUCCUCCUCUUCCUCGUCCUCCUCCAUCGAUGCCAUUGAAGAGCUGCCGGAGACCGAGUCCAUAGAGAAUGUGAUCAAAGGGAUACAAUUAUCAAAAAGACUCAUCUUUGAACAUAAAGGAGAAUCAAACUCUAUUCUCGAAGAGAUGAGGAACAAGGAUUCAUGCUCUUGCCCUUGGAAUCCAUCUACACUUUCUCUAAUUUCAAGUGGUUCAUGGUGGAGGUGGUUGCGGUACACUCGCUUCAUCGCGGCUACAUCCAAAUGUAUCGUGAAGAUUACUGAAUAGAUAGAUGAUUAUAUUAUUCAUGAGAGAAGAA
This is a messenger RNA of Camelina sativa (false flax), 612 nucleotides long. RefSeq names its product transcription repressor OFP15. NCBI's taxonomy places the organism in Eukaryota, Viridiplantae, Streptophyta, Magnoliopsida, Brassicales, Brassicaceae. The record is from RefSeq and is a predicted model, not a curated record.